UCAGAAGCUUUUUCUUCUUCUUUCACGUUUAUGGGGACAGCAAAAUCUUCUUUACUUCUUUCGUUCCUUGCCUAGUUGUGUCUGCGUCAGCUCCAUUUCAUAGUUCCACUACUUCACUCUACAAUGGUCAACAUGCUGUUGAGAAUCUAGGUUUAGGGGAAUUGGGAUUUCAAGAACUGAUAGGAAGACAACUACCAGGCGAUUCAAUUAGGGAUGGUUUAAAUUGUCAGAAUGCUGGUGCAGAGCUUAACAUUCCUUUUACAGCAACACAAAGUGUGUUUUCUAGAGAUGACGAUUCUACUUCAAAGCCGUCAAGCUCUGUGGUGGACUCAAUUAGUCAGGAUUCGGCACUCAUUGAUUUAAAGUUGGGGAGGCUCAAUGACCAAAUAGAUGCCCACAUUCCCACAUUUUCACAUGGAAUCUCCGUUGUGUCUUCAUCUCAGUCAUUGACGACUCAAAAGAGAAUGCGGGUGUCGGGAGUGAAUUCCCAUAUUGCCUAUUGCCAAGUUUAUGGCUGUGGAAGGGAUCUCAGCUCCUCAAAGGACUACCACAAGAGGCACAAAGUUUGUGAAGUACACUCUAAGACUGCCAAGGUUAUUGUCAAAGGCAUUGAACAGAGGUUUUGUCAGCAGUGCAGCAGGUUUCAUUUGCUGGCUGAAUUUGAUGAUGGUAAGCGUAGCUGUCGUAAACGCCUUGCAGGACACAAUGAGCGCCGGAGGAAGCCUCAAUUUGGGGUUCAACAUGGAAGACCUGGGAGGCUACAUCAGUCGUUUGGUGACUUUGCUGGUGGUAAGCUUCUGGAGACAACUUUACCUGCAAGAUCCUUUAUCUGCCAAGAUAUACUCCCCAGUACUCCUCUUCAUCCUGAGAGAGAUGGAACUAAUGACUGGUUCGGGCACAUAAAAGUUGAACACGGGACUGCUUAUAGUCCUUUGCUGGCCAAUCCCAUGACUCGCCCUCUGCAUUUGCAAUCUGUCUUGCCUUCUUAUAAUUUUGAGAAAUCGUUCCCUCCUUUUCAAGAUAAUGGAUCAAACACUAGAACGGGGAGUAUUUUCUUUGAUAACAGUCAAAGACAUCCACACGAUUUAGGAGACCUGAACUCUGCCACGCAUUCUUUGUUGCAUGACAUUUCAUUGGGAAGUGAAGACUUAACUGUUUUUGACACAGCAUCAACCAUUCAUGGAGUACCAGGGAUUACAGAUUCUAGUUAUGCUCUCUCUCUUCUGUCAUCUCAUUCACCGAACUCGUCCAGCCAUUUUCCAGGUAUUUCCAUGUCUUUAGUCACGCCGAGAAUCUAUAAGCACGCCAUUCCAUCGUCUGGGAGGUUCAUUGGAGCUAACUCUAAUGCAGAAUCAAGUGGGUUGUCAAGUAAAUUCUCUACAUCCAAAAUGAAUUCUACAGAAGGGAAUCACUUUCCUCCUAUACUAAUAUCUGACAGUAGUGAUGCUAUGAACUAUGAGACCACAGGCGGCGGUUUCCAAGGUCCUGACUUUCUGAAUGCCAGGGAUUGUUUUCCCGGUGAAGGUGGGUCGACUAUUGACUUGCUUCAGUUAUCGUCCCAGCUUCAGCGAGUAGAGCAUCAAAAGCAGUCUCUACAGGACAAGCAAGAAAGUGAUUUUUUCUGUCGCCCUUAAAUCUCCUCUGCUGGUCUGUGCUGCAAACAAGUUGGAUAAAAAAGUACAUUGGUUUGA
Molecule: messenger RNA, 1691 nt
Organism: Tripterygium wilfordii
Lineage: Eukaryota; Viridiplantae; Streptophyta; Magnoliopsida; Celastrales; Celastraceae
Product: squamosa promoter-binding-like protein 6
Exons: 5
Coding region: 465-1634 (389 amino acids)
Cellular component (GO): nucleus
Molecular function (GO): DNA binding
Source: RefSeq, a predicted model, not a curated record